AUGGCGGAGAGCCAGAGUCGGCGGUUAAGUUUGGGUACUCAAUUAGAUAUUGAGCAGAUACUCUUAGAAGCACAGCACCGAUGGCUUCGUCCAGCUGAAAUUUGUGAAAUCCUUCGAAAUUACGAAAAGUUUCAUAUUUCUCCGGAGCCUGCAAAUAGGCCUCCAAAUGGUUCUCUUUUUCUUUUUGAUCGAAAGGUGUUAAGGUACUUCAGAAAAGAUGGCCAUAACUGGAGGAAGAAAAAAGAUGGAAAAACAGUGAAAGAAGCUCAUGAAAGGCUCAAGGCAGGAAGGAUUGCUAUGUUGCAUUGCUACUAUGCCCAUGGAGCAGAGAAUGAAAAUUUUCAAAGACGCAGCUAUUGGUUGCUUGAAGAGGAGCUCUCACACAUAGUUCUUGUCCAUUACCGAGAAGUGAAGGGAAGUAGGACAAACUUUAAUUGCGUUGGACAAGUUGAAGAAGCUAUUCCUGAUUCCCAUGAACCCAAAGAUGCACUCCAUUCCGAGGUGGACAGUUCUGUAUCUUCAAAAUUCGACCCAUAUAAUUACCAAGUAACGUCACAAAUUACAGAUACAACUAGCCUCAACAGUGGUCAGGCCUCCGAACUUGAAGAUGCAGAGUCAGCAUAUAAUCACCAACCCAGUUCUAGAUUCCACUCUUUUAUUGACUUACAACUGCCUGUGAUGGACAAAAUUGAUGGGCUUUCUGUCCCCUAUUAUCCAGCGCCAAUCUCAGACAAUUAUCAAGGAAACUUUCCAGAUACUCCUGAAAUGGACUUCGUCUCACUUUCCCAAGGAGAUAAAGUUAAAAACAGCACUGAUGCUGGUUUAACAUAUGAGCCCCAGAAACUUCUUGACUUCGCAUCAUGGGAGAAUAUUUUCGAAAACAGUGGCGCAGGAUAUCAAUCGGUCCAUUUUCAGCCAUCACUAUCCUCUACCCAACUUGGUACCAUGAGUGUUAUACCCGGACAAGGAAAUAACAUUAUGGGGUACUCAGAUGAUUGUGGUAAGAAGCAGGAGUUUGGAUGCCGUUCUAAUGGGAAAGAAGAAUGUCAGGUACACUGAAUUUAAAAUAUCAUGUGUGGGAUGCCUCUUAAAGUGUUAAUCUAUGUUUAUAUAGCAAUGCAUGUGGUGAAUAUCUGAAAAACAAUGAUAAUUGCUAUCUUAAUGUGGACACAUUUCUUUUUCUUAACAGUGAGGCUGCGCAUGGAUGCAUGUGUUUUAUCCAUAUUUGUGCUGUUCUGUUGACUUCUUUCUGGUUUGGAAGAUAGGUCAUUUUUGUUUCUAGAUUGAUGUGUAUGCAUUCACAGAAGCAUUUGCAAAAUAGAAGGUUUUUUGGCAACAGGUGGUCACAGGGUCGUUGAUUAAAUUUCAGCCGAAUAAUCUUGAGCUUGUGGGUUCAAACUUGUUGGCAGUCACCUUUUCCUAAUAAUGCCAAAGCUUGGCUAGUAGAUAGUCCCACAUUGGGACAAAAAAAAAAAGCUGCAGUUACCAGUUCUGAUAGAUUCAGUAUUUACUAAUACAUUAAGGGAAGUGCUUUAAAUUCAGCUCCUGACAUUGGUAUAAGUAGAUAGUCCCACACUGGGAUGAAAAAACAAACCUGCACUUUCCUGUUCUGAUAAAUUUAGUUUUGUUAUAUUAAUACAUUAAGAGAAGUGCUUUGAAUCCUUUGGUAAUAAUUCUCAAUGGAUAUAAAAUUCAAAUCAAAAGCAACUUCAUGUAUGGCACAGUGAAACCUGUUACAAAAAUUGGAUGCCAUAAGUGAUAUGCUGUGACCAUGCAGUAUGAUCUAUUUGAUGUAAUGCCUGUAAUAGCACAUUCAGGUGGUGGUGCUUUCUAUGCAUGAACCUAAUAAGCCAUUCCACAACGAAGACCUGAGAAAUGUCAGAGAAGAGAGACUCUGGAGAAAGGAACUUCUUCUAAAGAGAUGUAGGAAGCAAACUGAGAGAGAGAGAAAACAAAUUAUCUAUAAAAAUAUAAUACCUCAGUGGACAUAGAAGCAUCCAACACCCAUAACCCUAACGUAUAGGAGCAGAAUAAUAAGAUAGAAAUUGUGCUUUGGAAUUGGCACAUGUAGAGAACCAAGUGAAAGUACACUUAAUGGAUAAAGCAAGAAACAUAACUUACCUAAAAAGUUGAGAUGUCUCCUUGAACCAUUGAAGGCAUCAUGUAGCAACAUCAUUAUUAUAAUUUCUGUUUUUCGCUAUCCUGUUCCCACCAAGGAUAAAGUUGUGGUACCUAUGGAAAAGUUUUGACAAUGAUAACACAAUUUCUUGCAUGUGGAUUCAGCGUGAUCCUUCAGUGCUCAUCUAACUAAUGUAGUAUUCAAGUGAACACCCAAUAAAAACUGGAGUUCUGUUUUGCCCAGUUCCUGAGAUUGGGAAUCCUGGAGCAAUGGCUGAACAACUUUGCUUGCCGCUAAGAUGCAUGGAUACCGAUUAGGAUAUGUGUUCAAAACACCCGACUCUUGAAAACUCAGCACAAAGUGGGACAUAACUUUCUUUUAGCAUAUUUGUCGGGGAAUAAAUAUAUACAAAAAAAAAAAGAUCAAAUAAGGGUUAUAUAAUGAUCUUCGUCAUCCAAUUGUGCAUCAAGAAUUCCCACUGUUGAAGCAUAUUGACCAUGUCAUGCCCAUGUCUUUGCAAUAUAGGGUUGCAGGAUGAGAAGAUAAAGCCACUGUUCAAUGUUCUAGAACAUACCAUGGUAAUAUGAGAGACCUGUAAUUGAAACACGAAGGAAUCAUAAAGUUUUAUCCAAUUAGAAUGCUCUCAAAAGUUUCUUCCUUAUCAUACUAAAUUGCUACUGCCCAAUUAUUGUAAAAGUUAGGAUACUCUGUAGUUUCUUGUCCAUUGCAUUUUGCUUUCAUAAAACUGGAUUUGCUUCCAAGUGAAACUCAUGCAAAGUACAAUGACUUCAUCUUUUUCAAUCCAAAAUCAGGCCAACCAGUUAACUGUCUUUGGAGCAAUGAUAUAUGACGAAGCUCUUGACUUUAGAUGGAGAUUUACUAUGCCAAAUGGAUUUCUCUCAAAAUUGGCUCUAAAAGGAAAAAUCUUGACUAAAUUCAGUGACCAUUUUGGCAAGGAAGAUAGGCAAAUAGAAUAGAGAAAUUUUAGGCUUCUCCUUUCACACAGUGUGAUUUGUCCAAAGAAGAGAAGGGUGUGAAAAACAGGAAUGGUAGUGGCUAGAAGGAAAAAAUAUCUAUCUCCAAGUUCACCAAAACACUCACCCAAAUUAAGGGAAUUGGAUGGAAGUUCAAGAUCAUAGUGCAAGUUAUGACCACUUUUUCCUUUAAUGUUUUCUAAGAGUUAGCAAAAGGUAUAUACAUUAAACACAAGUUUAGGUGAUUCGUUGCAUGUCUUUCUCUCGAUUCCCCCAGAUAAACAGACUGUCUUGUCAUGCAUUCCUUUUCUUUUCUCUUCUCCUUUUUUCUUCACUUAUUUUACCCUUUAUAUAUGGGAACAAUUGGGUCUGUCUGGCACCCGAACUCUAGAGCUUGAAUUCUAGAGCUUGAAUGAAUGAAUAAUCAACUUCUUAAAUUUUACAUACAAGUUUCUGUGGAUGGAAGUUUUUCAAGUGCCUAUUUAAGUUUAAGGUUAGAGGUGUUCAAAUUUUUGAUUGGCCGCAAUUUCCUACCCUACCCGACCCUACUUUACCUUACUGAACGGCUAGUCGCAAAAAUCGAAUAGGAAUGGAGAAGAGUUUUUGGUCUUCCGAUUAAAUCGGGUAGGAAUGCGGAAUACUCAUCAAUUUUUCGCAUUCCUACCCUACUCUACCCGCAAAAAAUAUAUUUAAAUUUUAUAUAUUUUUUUUAGUAAUUAAAAGAGUAUUUGUGUGAUAUAAUUUAUAUUAUAAAUGUUGUGGAUGCUUGAGUUGCGAGAAUAUGAACUUAUUUUUUGUGUAGAUUACAUGAUUUGUGGUGAACU
Ilex paraguariensis (yerba mate) is the source of this 3917-nucleotide messenger RNA. The record is from the annotation of a GenBank genome assembly. NCBI's taxonomy places the organism in Eukaryota, Viridiplantae, Streptophyta, Magnoliopsida, Aquifoliales, Aquifoliaceae.